AUGCCCGCCCAAGUGGAACAGAAAACUGUGGACCCUGAGGCCGAAUUGAGCAAUGUUCAACGAACGUUCCAAAAACUGGCGCCGAUGUGUAGCGUGGAGAAGCGAGCUGGCGGCGUGCCGCAGCUGGCGCCGCAGGAGAAACAGAUUGGCAUCCUCGCAAACGAGCUGAAAGAGACGCUGCUGUGCAUUAAUUUAGCUAAAAAAGGCCAGCACGCUCUUCGAGACAAUCUGGUGAAAAGUGGAACUAAAAAAUCCAUCGUGGAAUAUGAGCAUCUGGAAGGCGUCCUGAGAGAUGAGCGCGCGCAGCAAGCUGAGCUGGACUGCUUGAACUAUCUCGCACAGAAGCAGCUGGUGGAACUGCUGAAGAAGGUUCCGACUGAAGCGGAUGAACUUGCCAUGAUAGAAAACGCAAACAAUCGUCUCCGGCGCAUGGAGAAUCGCUUAGAUCUGGCAACAAAGCGCUUUUGUCUCGUCAACACGGACAACAAACGAGUCCGGGAAGAAAUUGAUCGGCUGCUGGUGGAGAGAAACGAUUUCAACAUCCAAUGGAACCGCACCAUCGGCAAACUGGUGAAGGGCAAGGAGUACCUCAUGGACAUCCUUGAGAUAGCUACGAAUGCGUUCGGCGACAGGGAUGAGUGCUGCCGGAAGGUUGAGGCGCUGAAGUGGAAGGGGCUGUUCCAACUCAAUAGAGAUAUAUCGGAGAUGCAAUCGUACGAGGGCGAGCUGAACCACCUCGCCAAGCUGGAGGAGUUCCUGCGCGUCAAGGGCUCUCGGCGCGUCUGCGAGGCGGACGAGAUCGAGGAGCUGCAGCGGCAGGAGGAGGUGGCGCGGUGCGAGCGCGAGAUCGCUGAACAUGACGCUCUACUGGAUGAGAUAUUUCAAUACGCCGGCUCGGAUAGAAUAACGACUGUCAUCAAUCACUUUCGAGCGACGGAAAUUCAGAAUUUUUCUAUUUUCGUCCUGCUCUGCGAAGUGUUGCAGGAAUCCAUUUUCAUUAGAAAGGAGUUGGAGAUAAUGAGACAAACUAUCAUGGACCAACGCGACAUAAACGAGGCAAGAGAAGAGAAACAGGACAAACGGCUAACAGAAAUAAGGCUAGAAUUAGAAAGCAAAAGAGAACAAGUGCGCGCCAUUUUGGACGCUAACAACAACGCUGAAGCCACCAUCUUGAAAGUAUUGAAAGGGAUCGAUGAUCUUGUCAGGUUGGCGAGGUGCGACGUGACGCCGCUGCUAUCGCUGCUCGGUAACCACAAGGAGGUGACGAAGUGGAACGUGCGCAAGUUCCUCAGGAUCCUCGAGUCGGAGGUGAAGAGUCUCAUCGAGGUCGCGUAUGGCGCUGUUAAGCCCCCGGCACCUACCCCCAAGGCGCGCAAGGGCCCUCCGCAGCCCACAACCAAGCUGGUGGCGGACCCCUACGUUGAGACGCUGCGGCCCAACAAGAUUGAGAAACUGGUGCCGUACCAGCCUUGUGCUUACUGUGUAGAGGACUACAUAAUGAACCUUGUGUUUGAGACACCAGCGGUACCAGCUGACAAAGAAUAUGUGCAGGGCAUAUUCAAAUUGGAAGAUGUCAACACUAAGUUUGGAAUUUACACACUUACUAUUCCUGCAAAGCGUCAUCCUUAUCGUGGACCAAAGAAGGAUUAAUUACAACAUCAUCUUUUUCAACUGUAUUGUUGUUCUUACGAAAU
This is a messenger RNA of Zerene cesonia (dogface butterfly), 1694 nucleotides long. RefSeq names its product coiled-coil domain-containing protein 114-like. Bases 1 to 1650 code for a protein of 549 amino acids. Lineage: Eukaryota; Metazoa; Arthropoda; Insecta; Lepidoptera; Pieridae. The record is from RefSeq and is a predicted model, not a curated record. The transcript is spliced from 12 exons.